Podarcis muralis (Common wall lizard) is the source of this 4358-nucleotide messenger RNA. RefSeq names its product insulin induced gene 2 (gene INSIG2). NCBI's taxonomy places the organism in Eukaryota, Metazoa, Chordata, Lepidosauria, Squamata, Lacertidae. Gene Ontology annotation, cellular component: SREBP-SCAP-Insig complex; endoplasmic reticulum. Gene Ontology annotation, biological process: cellular response to insulin stimulus; SREBP-SCAP complex retention in endoplasmic reticulum; cholesterol biosynthetic process. The record is from RefSeq and is a predicted model, not a curated record.
GCCCGGUCUCCCGGUCCCGGCGGCCUCUCGGGCCCCGGACUUCCCUGCAGCCUCCGCGGCUCAGCGGAAGCGGCUUUGCCCCGAGUCAGGUGUCGUCGUCGUCGGCAAGGCGAGCCCGCUGCCGGGUUAGAGAAGACGCGGGAGGCGGAGACUAGCAGGCAGGCAGGGGAGGGAGAAGAUGGCGGAGGCAGAGAUUUGGAGUACACCCUGAAUUAAGAAAAAUAGUAUUGCUUCAAGCUUCUUGGUCAUCCUCCCUUCUCUCCCAACAUAUGCGUUGCAUUUUGCUGUAAGUACAGGCGGCCAUGGCAGAUGACGAUGAUACGCAGCCAUCCAUCCCAAAGAAGUGCGGUCCGUACAUUUCCUCGGUGACCAGCCACAGCCUGAACUUGAUGAUCCGCGGGAUAGUCCUGUUUUUAAUUGGUGUCUUUCUUGCUCUAGUAUUAAACUUGCUACAAAUUCAGAGAAACGUCACCUUGUUCCCACCAGAUGUGAUCACCAGCGUCUUCUCUUCGGCUUGGUGGGUACCGCUUUGCUGUGGAACAGCAUCAGCUGUGAUUGGGUUAUUGUACCCCUGCAUGGAUCGACACCUGGGAGAGCCACACAAAUUUAAGAGGGAAUGGUCCAGUGUGAUGCGGUGUGUAGCAGUCUUUGUUGGUAUAAAUCAUGCCAGUGCUAAAGUGGAUUUUGCCAACAACAUCCAGUUGUCCCUCACACUUGCUGCACUUUCAAUUGGGCUGUGGUGGACGUUUGAUCGAUCUCGAAGUGGCUUCGGCCUAGGAAUAGGAAUUGCAUUUCUUGCCACAUUGGUGACUCAGCUUCUCGUCUACAAUGGAGUUUAUCAAUACACAUCUCCUGACUUCCUUUAUGUGCGUUCCUGGUUACCCUGUAUAUUUUUUGCUGGUGGAAUAACUAUGGGGAACAUUGGCAGGCAGCUGGCAAUGUAUGAAUGCAAGGUUAUUGCAGAAAAGUCUCAUCAGGACUGAAAAAGAGCAAAGCAUACCUUUCCCAAGGAGGAUGAAUGACAGACCUGGAAGAACUGGCACCAAGGAGUACUUUAUAGUGUUUUCAAAACAGUCGUCGCCCUCUCUUGUGUCUUCUUCUGCUCUCACUCGCUGUCCCCCUUGGCCUGUUCCACCUGCAAAAGACACUUUUUACUGCAAUCUGUGAUUGCUACAUCUGUAAUUCACUUGAAAAUCCCAGCAUCUUGGUAUCUGAUCAGUGUGAAAUUCUGCUGGAAUGCAACAUGCUGGACAAGUUGUUGGUUUUUAGAUAGGAGCCUUUACUUUAUAAAGUAAGCUAGUCUUGCCAUAUACCAUCCUCUUAUUUGCAUUAUGUUCCUGUGCCAAACCAAACUCUCUCUCUCUCUCUCUCUCUCUCUCUCUCUCUCUCUCUGUUGCAUUCCUUUUUUACCUUUCCCUGGACAACUUGGGGGAUUAAAUGUUAUUAGAGUGUUUCUAUUUUAUUAUUCAUGCCAGAGUGAUGUAAAGGUGGCCUGAAAAGGCAUUGAGGACAGUAAAUCACAAAUAUAAUUCAAGGCUGUGACUUCACUUGUCCCUACCCCACCCCACCCAAAAAAUCAACAGGUUAGUUGUGUGUCAGGUACAGUUAAACACACCCAACUUGUUCUGUGUCAUGGGUUGAUUGUAUAUUGGAUGUAAAACCAACCUGGACCAUUCUGUAUACGUACAGGUGAGGCUUCUGCCGCAGUCAUGACGUCUGUGCCUGCCAUGUUCCUUUGUAAAUAGGUGCAUUCUGUUGUAGGACUCUUCAUGCAACACCAGCAGUAACACUGCUGCGAGUGCAGACAUGGCUCAGAUGGAGUGAUGCUACUGAGACCACCUGAAAAUAAGUCAUCUGUGGAUGAUAGAUCUGCUGUGGAAAUAGGAAAACCUGAACUUCUUUAAAUUCAGUGAGAUCAGCCUCUGUUUACUUGUUGGAAGUUUCACUCUUGCACUAUAUGCAUAAGUGUGGAUUCUCACAUGCAUUCUGAUGAUAGAAGACGCAAUCUGCUGUGAACUUCUCCUAUGCGUGCCCCAUUGAAAAGAAUGGAUGAGUGGAUAAUUGUCGUAUGCUACAGCAAACGUGAAAGGAUCCCAGUAGUUCAGGGAUUGGGAGCCCCUUACCCUUCAGGUGUUGUUGGACUCCAGCUUCCAUCAGCCCCAGCUAGCGUAGACAGUGGUCAGGGAUGAUGGAAUUUGUAGUCCAACAACAUCUGGCAGGCCAGAGGUUUCCCAUCCCCGCAUUAGAUUGUGCUUGGUUAAACAGACUCGAAGAAGGCCAGAGUAUGAUGCAACCUUGACACACUCUUCUUAGAGGUGUCCAUUGAGGUUGGGGGUGUGGCAGAAGGGAGAAAUGCCUUACUUGUAAUGAAGCCCUAAAGUUGUUGAUUCUUAGUAAAAAGAAUAAGUUGAAUCUGUUCUAAACUUGACCAGUUUCAUUACUUCUAUUGUCGCUCAUUUAGCUUUAGAGAGCUGCUUAUAUUCUUUUAAAGAACAUUUUCUUUUUAAAAGAAAUAUUCUGUAAAAGGGUUUUUUUUUUAGAAAAUGUGUUACAGUGACUCGAAAGGGCUUGGUCCAAAGAACCGAUGUGUUUAGACAAAAUGUUUUAUUUUUCUUUAAUAAUGUAUAUUGUUGUGUUCAUUAAAAAAAAAAAGUGGAACAGACAAACCAAGCAGCGUUUUUAAGGCUUGCAUGCUAAUAUAUGAAGAAUAUGCAAUGAAAGCUUGGGACAAAAAGAUGUCGGAAGGAAAAUGUGCAAUCAAUAAGACUUAAAGAAAAGAAAAAGCAAAUAAUAUGCAAAAUAGCAGUAACUGAGACUUCCCACUUGGUGUUGUAGCUUCCCACUGCAGCACUGAAAUGUUUCCAGUGUCGUCCUAUGGACUUAACGUUACGGAGAAAGCACUUACGCCUUAGUGUAUCUCCUUAUAUGCCCUUCCCCACACUGAAAUGCAAACACUUUGUGUAUAUCUAUAUGAUUUAAUUUUGAAGCAUUUUCUUGAAUGGUAGAAAUGUCACUUGGGAUUGUGGAGAUACUUUAAAAUUAAGUCAACAGAGAGCUUAGUAUUCCAGCAUAGCUUGCAAGUGCAUCCGUGAUCCUGCUGAUUAAUAUUUAUGGGUCAACCCAACUGUUUAAAGUGUUCGUUAAAGUUGUGGCAUGAGUAUAUUUUGAAGGCUUAAAUCUGGCAAUUUGGCCCUUGGAAAACAAAAGAGUGACUAAAUUAGGCAACAGACCAGUAAGAUGUGUGGAGCUUUUUAUGUGAACUGUACAAGAGACCUCUUACUUAGAAGUUUCUAGUCAUUUGCUUGUAUUCUCCAGGGCCUUCCCAUAGACAGGCGAGCUUGGAGCAUAUCAGCAGAGAGCUAGUAGUUAUCAAGGAGAUCACCUUCUGUUACACAUGUAUAGUCUAGGGCAACUCUUGUUGGGAGUAGAUGGUCUUGGGAGUAUAGCAGGUCUCUCAUUUCCCACAGUUGUUGCUUUUAAAUCUAGUUGACACGAAAUGUGAAAAGAAUUAUGAAGGCACGAAGAGCAAUUGUGUGGUACCUCAGUUCACAAUAUGGCAUGCAAUAGCUAAAAAAGAUGGCUGUUCAUGGCUAUGUUAAUUGAAUGUUAUGAAUACCACUGUAUUCUGUAACAGACUCUGCAAACUUUGGAGGACUUAACAGAUUUGCCACUUACAAAUCUUGCUUGCUUUUGUGUCAUGUAUUCUUUGCACCCAGCUGUAACGAGGGGGGAAAAAACAGUUUUCAUCCACCUUGCUGAAGUUCACAUGUGGUGUUAAAUCUUACAUACAUCUUCAUAUAUUUAUCUCAUCCUUUGUAUAUUAACAUGAACAUGGAGAAUAAAACCUUUUGUAUAUCGUAACUACUCACCAGGCAUCCUUGUAUACCAGGCCUUGCACUGUUUGUCAGUCAGUGAUAGAUAACACAUGGUCAGUUUGAAAAUGCCACUUGGAAUAAGUUCAGUGACUCUUCCAUGUCUUUAAGCCAAUGAUGCAAAGUCACCCCAAAGUCAUUCUUGUGGACUACUGCUUUUCUGUUGAUGAGUUGCUUUUCAUUUAACAAAACAUGCAUUGAUUUUUAUGUACCUACUAGCCAGUACUAGAAUUUUGGGAGGAGAGGUUUGUAAUGGGAAUGCCUUAAUUACAGUGGUGGGAAGAAGCAGCUACUGUAUAAUGUGUAAUUAUAAUAUUAGACUGUCUUCAAAAUGUUCUGUAGAGGAUGACUAAGAUAUAUUUUAGAUACAACUUUAUAAGCACUAUAAACUCUUCACUAGUUGUGAAUUGUAAAGGUUGAUGAUGUUUACUUCAAAUUGCUGUUAAAAGCAAAACAUGUAUUAAAUAUAAUUACAGCCUCGUUGAA